This is a messenger RNA of Eruca vesicaria subsp. sativa (arugula), 1115 nucleotides long. The record is from the annotation of a GenBank genome assembly. Lineage: Eukaryota; Viridiplantae; Streptophyta; Magnoliopsida; Brassicales; Brassicaceae.
GGGCAGGCGAAAACCGUCUCUAAUUCGGACUUUGAUAGGAUGUCAAGUAUGGGGAGAGCAUUGUACAGUGUCGGAUUCUGGAUCCGGGAAACGGGUCAAGCACUUGAUCGUCUCGGUUGUCGCCUCCAAGGCAAAAAUCACUUCCGUGAACAACUCUCCAGGCACCGCACGCUGAUGAAUGUUUUUGACAAAUCCCCUAUUGUCGAUAAGGACGCUUUCGUGGCUCCUAGUGCUUCUAUCAUUGGUAAUGUCAAUGUCGGACCUGGCUCUUCCAUUUGGUAUGGAUGCGUCUUGAGAGGAGAUGCUAACAGCAUCAGUGUCGGAGCUGGUACCAAUAUCCAAGACAACACCCUCGUCCACGUUGCCAAGUCCAACUUAAGCGGCAAGGUCUUACCCACUCUCAUUGGUGACAAUGUCACUGUUGGCAAUAGUGCUGUUUUACAUGGCUGCACUGUCGACGACGAGGCCUACAUCGGUCCUAGUGCUACCGUCUUGGAUGGUGCUCAUGUUGAAAAACAUGCCAUCGUUGACUCUGGAGCUCUUGUCAGGCAGAACACUCGAAUUCCCUCCGGCGAGGUUUGGGGAGGGAAUCCUGCUAGAUUUCUGAGGAAGGUGACUGAAGAAGAAAGGGCCUUCUUCUCCAGUUCCGCUGUGGAUUACUCCAAGUUAGCUCAAGUUCACGCUGCAGAAAACGCGAAGAGCUUGGACGAGACUGACUUCAAGAAGCUUCUUUACAAGAAGAACGCUCGUGAUGCAGAAUAUGACUCACUAUUCAGUGAGAAUCUACCCAAAGCAGCUUGAGAGCCUUUACUUUUGCGCUGCCUUGUUGGAUUUGUAAAAGAAUGACAAAGUUCAUUUCCUGUUUCUCCAAUAAAGUUUACUUGCUACUUCAAGAAGAAGUUGUAACCUUUUCUUCUGAUUAUUUUUCUCUUAUAAAUUGUUUUGGAUCAACAGACAUUUCUCGUGCUGUUGUUUGAGGAUGACCUUUGGCUUUCACAUGCUCAUAUAGAGAUUGCUGUUAGGCCACUGCUUCUAUUGGUUUCGUAUCUUAGUCGUGCUGGUGAUUCUUCUGAUAACUGUGUUGCCUUUAUGUAAUGUAAUGGUUAUGUUUCUGA